This is a messenger RNA of Eurytemora carolleeae, 834 nucleotides long. RefSeq lists its product as uncharacterized. The transcript is spliced from 6 exons. NCBI's taxonomy places the organism in Eukaryota, Metazoa, Arthropoda, Copepoda, Calanoida, Temoridae. The record is from RefSeq and is a predicted model, not a curated record. Bases 154 to 705 code for a protein of 183 amino acids.
UUAGGAAGAAGGAGGGCCCUGGGGGGGGGGUUCUUUCUUUGCAGACGUUAGGGUUAAGUUGUAAUCAGUUGGCCAGUACACCCUGAUAAAUUCAUUCGGUUAAUCGUUGUCUUGAUAAAUAUCUCUACACUUCAAUUCCUGAUAUUUGCAAGAAUGGUGUCUGUAGAAAAACAAGGAUUCACCCCAAUUCCAUUGAACUCUCCAAAAGAUGCCCCUGAAUACCAUGAUGAGCCCCACAGGGGUGACACGACCCACCCCCUGGAAGGGGCUAGAAUGGAAGUUAUGAGUCCUGAAAGAUUGGAGAUCUCUACGCCCCUGGACACACCACGUGACGUGUUCCCGGAUGAGGAGCUGGCUAGACCACGAAGCAGAGGAGAAUCAGUUCGAGAUUCGUUCAGGAUUCCAUUAUCAUCAGAGGUAUAUGUGAGGAAGGAUGAUAAACUGGUCAGGCAGAGAAAUCUGCUCUAUCUGAUACUAAUCCUACUCAGUACUACCCUAGUACUAGGUAUACUGAGUAGUAUCUACUACUACUACUACAGUCUCCAGGACUCUGCAGAAUGGCAUCUCCGUGUCUCCCAACUGGGGAUUGUCUUUGGAAUAUUUAUUCUAGCUAUUCUGGUCAACCUAGGCUGCCUAGCUCACCUACAUGUUAGAUCAAGGAGAAACCGAAGAAAAUGGAGUAGCAUGGAGACAGAUGAUUUCUAAUUGGACUGAUAAUUGAGAAUUUGCAGAACACAUUGUUUUAUACUUGUUUAAUUUGGUUUUGUUAACUGUAUAUUUUUGACUAGCUUAUAAAAUAGCAUAAAUGACGAUGAAUAUAUAUUUUUACAUUUA